Pollicipes pollicipes is the source of this 2205-nucleotide messenger RNA. RefSeq names its product A disintegrin and metalloproteinase with thrombospondin motifs 18. Bases 1 to 2094 code for a protein of 697 amino acids. The transcript has 13 exons. Gene Ontology annotation, cellular component: extracellular matrix. Gene Ontology annotation, molecular function: metalloendopeptidase activity. The record is from RefSeq and is a predicted model, not a curated record. NCBI's taxonomy places the organism in Eukaryota, Metazoa, Arthropoda, Thecostraca, Pollicipedomorpha, Pollicipedidae. Gene Ontology annotation, biological process: extracellular matrix organization; proteolysis.
AUGAAGCCGUGGUACUGGAUGCCGCCGUCGGGCCGUGGCACGCCGCGUGAGCUGUCCGGCUUGUCUGUGACGGCCACCGCCAUGCGCUCGGAGCGCGGCAACAGAUCCCUGUUCGGCGGCAGCUUGCGCGGGUUCGUGUCGGACGGCCAGACCCUGCUGGACAUCGCGCCGCUCAGCCGGCGGCUCAGUCGGCUGGUGCGGGCCCGCCGGAAGCGCUCCGCUUCCGAGGACGGGCACCCGCACUUGGCCCGCCGCGUCAUGCUCGAGGACGUCUUCUCCUUCAUCAACGGCUUUGAUAUCAGCGACGACUUUGUGUACCCCAGUUUUAUCAAUCCGAAUGCGCCUGACAUAAACAAGAACAUCGUAAAUACCGGGGAAGACGAGCUGGAGUUUAAGGGGCCACCGCCGUUCGACCGCUACAAGCGGGGCAAUAAGCGAACGCUAGAGCUGGGCCUCUACGUGGACAAGCCGGCCCGGGAAACAUUCCUUCCCUUCUUCGACAACGACCUGAGCGCGUUCGUCGACUUCAUCCUGGGCUUCAUCAACCAGAUCCAGGCGCUGUACUACCUGCCGAGCCUGGGCGUCAAGGUGGACAUCACCAUCAACUACCUGGAAAUCAUGGAGACCCAGCAGAUGCGUCACUACGGAGGGGAGCGGGGCGAGCUGCUCACCUCGUUCUGCAAAUACAAUACUCUGAUGAACGGGAAAGCCAAGGAUAAUCAGUGGGACAUGGGCCUCUACCUAUCCGGACUGAACUUCUUCGCCGUGCAGAAGGGCCGCAGGUCUCCAGUGACCAUGGGCCUGGCCGUCAUAUCGGGCGUCUGCCUCGACGAGUACUCCUGCGUCAUUGGCGAGCUUGGCACCACCAACGAGCAGGGCAAGCCGUACCCGUCAGCCGGCUUCACCGCCGCCUACAUCAUGGCCCACGAGAUCGGCCACAACCUGGGUAUGUUCCACGACUCGCAGGGGAAUGCCUGCCCCAAGAACGGCUUCAUCAUGUCACCGAGCCGUGGCACGAAGGGCGAGACCACCUGGUCCUCCUGCAGUCGACAGGUGCUGGCGGAUAUGCCCCCCAACUGCCUGGACGAUCUGCCGUCGAAGCGAGCCGUCCAGAACCACAGGAUCUUCCACGAGAGGCCGGGGCAGGUGUUUGACGCCUACGACCAGUGCCAGCUGCUGCUGAAGGACAAGGAUGCCGAGCUCUUCAGCGUCAGAAAUCUACCGGAGAGCUGCGAACGGAUCAAGUGCAAGUCGCCCAACCGCAUCGGCUACUACUACGCUGGCCCGGCGCUAGAGGGGACAUUCUGCGGCAACAAACGGUGGUGCAUCAGCGGCAGCUGCCGGCCCUGGUCCAACCCGGCGCCGCCCGUCAUCCAGGGCGGGUGGGGAGAGUGGAACGUGUCCGCCUGCGCCUCCGGCUGCGUAGACAAGGCUCUGGGCGUUUCCAUAGCUCGGAGGCGCUGCGACAGCCCGAAGCCGCUCAACACGGAGGACCGCUGCCUCGGGGCCGCAAGUCACGUGGAGUUCUGCGAAGACGACACCCUCUGCAACUACCGAUUGACGGCUAAAGAGUUUGCCUCACAGAAGUGUCGCGAGUUCAGUCAGCUGGUGGAUGACAUCCGGUCCAGUGGAGUGGGCAUACAGGUGCCUUACACUGAGAGCAAGCCGUGGAGCGCGUGCUCCAUAUACUGCAAGCUGAACAGCGGCACGUGGUACACGCCGCGGCAGGACCUGAACGACAUGGGCGUCGACACGUACUUCCCCGACGGCACCUGGUGUCACAACGACGGCCUGAGCGACUACUACUGCCAGCUGCACGAGUGCCGCCCCAAGAUCGGUGCGGUGAGCCAGGACGAGGCCGGCGACGAGGAGGCCGCCGCGCCGCCGCCCCUGAACGUGCUACAGAACGCGCUGUCUCGGCCGGCGCAGCUGCCCGAGGCCCUGUCGGUGAUGCACCAGCUAGACAGCCAGCUGCGCCCGCUGCAGCCCGACCAGCCGCCAGAGUUCGCGCCGGCCGACUCGCAGGAGGCGUUCGGAGAGCAGGACGUCAUGACCAUCGACGACAUCAAGGAGCUGAUGGCCAAGCAGCAGUGACGCGCCGUCAUCUGGUGACGCCGCCGCUGGCGCGUGGCGUCGCGAGGCGUCCGACGCCUGGAGCCUGGUGUCCGGCGGGCUAUGGCCCGGUGCCUGGCGCUGGAGACUCGA